UCACAAUCUUGGUAGACGAUUUAGAUUAUCCGGCCUGUUCCUUUAUCAUGUGUUUGUGUUCAAUAAGUUAGGUCUUGAAAAAAAAAACAAAGAUUUCAGCGCACAUCUUAAGACGCAACUUUAGUGGAUGUCAGAAACGUGAUAGGCAGAUGAUAAAGAUAAGUUUAAAAAAAUAUGCAUACCACCACUUGAUGUCUUGUCAAUCAUUAUCGGAACAAAAAGACACUGGUGAUAAACUUGCAAAUUUGGUAGCUCCUAAGCAUAGUGAGAUGGAGAAUAAGGAUUACGUUGCACUGUUUGAGAGCAAGGCGGCGAAAGGGCGUGUAGUUUACUGGGUUUACGCGGUGUCAAUGGCGGUGGGCAUAUCAGUGAUAUGCAUCCACAGAGUGAUGCACUUCCCGCAAGAAAAGGGAGUGAGAAGAUGGGCAUGGACUGCCAUUUUCAUGGCGGAACUCUGGUUCAUCAUCUACUGGCUCAUUACUCAAUUCGUUCGAUAUCGAGCUGUCUUCCGCUACACCUUCAAAGACCGCCUCUCCCGCAGAUACUCUGAGGACGGCCUUCCCGCCGUGGACAUAUUUGUAAGCACGGCUGACCCUCAACUGGAGCCACCACUGAUGGUGGCCGACACCGUGCUCUCGGUCAUGGCCUAUGAUUACCCUCCGGAUAAGCUCAACGUCUAUCUUUCCGACGACGGCUGCUCUGAUUUGGUGUUGUACGCUCUCUUCGAGGCUUCAAACUUUUCCAGAUUAUGGCUCCCAUUUUGCAGGAGCUUCCACCUCCACUUACGGGCGCCCAAGGCUUACUUCUCUACUGUCAAACAACUACCUACUCAUCAUCAUCCUGCUUUCGCCAUACAAUGGACCAAACUCAAGAAGCUGUAUAAUGAAAUGGAGGCGCGAAUAAAUGAGAUUGUGGAGCAGGGAAGAGUACCUGAGCACCACAAAGGAGUUGGUGAAUGGGAAUUUGGCGCAAGCAGGAGUGACCACCACACCAUUCUUCAAGUGCUAAUUGACAGCAACCAAGUGGACAUAGAGGGGAAAGCUUUGCCAAGGCUCGUGUAUUUGGCACGUGAGAAGAGACCUGGCUACCCACAUAACUUCAAAGCAGGAGCCAUGAACGCCUUAAUAAGGGUGUCAUCUAGGAUAAGCAACGCCCCAAUCAUUCUCAAUAUAGAUUGCGACCACUACUCGAACAACUCUCAAUCUGUGAGAGAUGCAUUAUGCUUCUUCAUGGAUGAGGAGCAGGGCCAUAACGUUGGCUUCGUGCAGUUUCCGCAGUGCUAUGAUAACAUCACAAAGAAUGAUCUUUAUGGAAAUUCUUUGAGAGUGCCCCGUGAGUUAGAGCUGGCAGCCUUAGAUGCACAUGGAGGGCCGCUCUACAUUGGCAGUUGCUGUUUCCACAGAAGAGACGCACUCGCUGGGAACAAGUAUGAGAAGGGAUCUCACAUCAACUGGAAACAAGUGAAUGAGAUGCACCAACCAGAAAGACCAAACCUGCUUCAGGAAACGGCCACAUUUGCAAACUGUAGAUAUGAAGAGAACUCAUCCUGGGGCAAGGAGAUGGGGUUCAAGUAUGGAUGUCCUGUUGAAGAUGUGGUUACUGGAUUAUCAAUAAAGUGCAAGGGAUGGAGAUCCAUCUUCUUUAAUCCAGAGAGGAAAGGCUUCUUGGGAGUAGCUCCCGCGACGCUGUUAAGCACAUUGAUUCAGCACACUCGAUGGUCCGAAGGCCAUUUUCAGAUAUUCCUGUCGAAAUACUGCUCUUUAAUAUAUGGCCUCGGAAAGAUCCCACUACAACUUCAAAUAUCAUAUCUCUGCUACAACCUGUGGGCGGCAAACUGUUUGGCUACAUUAUACUAUGUAACUGUACCCACCUUUUGCCUUCUCAAGGGCAUCAAUUUGUUUCCACAGUUAUCAAGCAACUGGAUUCUACCAUAUGCAUAUGUUCUCGUAGCAAAAUACAGUUACAGCCUGGGAGAGUUUCUUUGCUUUGGAGGCACACUAAAGGGCUGGUAUAAUGAUCAGAGAAUGUGGCUGUACAAGAGAGUUACCUGUUAUCUUUUUGGAUUCUGCCAAACAAUCUUGAGGUCCUUGGGAUUUGCAAAGUUGAAUUUCGCAAUCACCGGCAAGAAUGAGAGCGAUGAUGUCUCUAAAAGAUUUGAGCAAGAGAUAAUGGAAUUUGGCGCGGCUUCAUCAAUGUUCAUCAUUUUAGCAACAAUUGCGCUGUUCAAUCUCCUUGCAUCAAUCUCAAUCGCCAGAAGCAUCUUUGUUAACAAGGCAGCCGCAGAUUUAGAUUGUUAUGCAUUACAGAUUGUUUUGAAUGGGGUAGUGAUAAUAAUCAACUUACCCUUGUUUGAAGCCAUCUUCCUCCGGAGGGAUGAGGGUCGUAUGCCUGCUUCUGUCACAUACCAGUCAUUUAUCUUAGCUGGAUUAGCUUAUAUGUUAACCAUGUACUAAGUGAGAUGGAGGGAAAAACAUGUGCAAACCAAGUGAAGCACUUUCUGUCUUUCUUUAAAUUAUGCUUCCAAAUUUAUUGAUCAAUAGGAUACCCUUAAUGGUCUGGACA
Messenger RNA from Salvia miltiorrhiza (redroot sage), 2562 nucleotides. RefSeq names its product cellulose synthase-like protein E6. The transcript is spliced from 8 exons. Lineage: Eukaryota; Viridiplantae; Streptophyta; Magnoliopsida; Lamiales; Lamiaceae. Gene Ontology annotation, cellular component: trans-Golgi network; plasma membrane. Gene Ontology annotation, biological process: plant-type primary cell wall biogenesis; cellulose biosynthetic process. Bases 150 to 2453 code for a protein of 767 amino acids. Gene Ontology annotation, molecular function: cellulose synthase (UDP-forming) activity; mannan synthase activity. The record is from RefSeq and is a predicted model, not a curated record.